UCCGCGACGAAUCACACACACGGAAAAAAUUUUUUAGCCACCAUAUUCCACAAAAAGCAAAUCAAGAGUCAAGAAAGAGAAAGAACAAUGUCGGCCCCCGAAACCCCCACCAAAGUCUUAGUAACGGGCUUCGGCCCCUUCCUAAAUAUCCAAACAAACCCCUCCGCCCAAAUAACCUCCUCUCUCCCCCCGACCCUGCACACCCCGACACCAAUCCAAAUCAUAACACCCCCGUCCCCAAUCCCCGCCGCAUACCACAAAAUCUACACCCAAAUCCCAGCAUUACUAGACCAGCACGAUCCUGAUAUCGUGAUUCAUAUGGGGCUGGCGGUGGAGCGGGAUUACUUCGCGGUCGAGAGAAGUGCGGGGAGGGACGGGUAUCACGAGUUUCCGGAUAUCGAAAGGAAAGUUGUCACGCGAUCUGAGAACCGGACGUGGUUUGGGAAGAAUGGUGAGGAUGUAUUAGUGUCAGGGGUCGAGUUGGAAGGGGUUGUGGAGGGGUGGAGGGGGUAUUGUCAGGAAAUUGGCGUUACGGGGAGGGGGAAGGGGAAAGGAAAAGGAGGUGGGAAAGGAGUUGGGGUUGAUGUUAGGUUGAGCGAUGAUGUGGGGACGUAUGUUUGUGGGUUCAUGUAUUAUGUUGGGUUAAGGGAGAUGCAGAGGAGGAAGGGGAGGAGGGAUGUUGUGUUUUUGCAUGUUCCACCCUUGGAAGGGGAUGCGGAGACUGCGGUUGGAGUUAGAGUUGUGGAGGGUUUGAUUCGGGCGAUUGUUGAUGCAAGGGAGGAAUGA
Messenger RNA from Periconia digitata, 786 nucleotides. NCBI's taxonomy places the organism in Eukaryota, Fungi, Ascomycota, Dothideomycetes, Pleosporales, Periconiaceae. The record is from the annotation of a GenBank genome assembly.